CCAUCUUGCCGUGAUACAGCAGCGGCCGCAAGAGGCGUGGAGAGUGGUCGGUUCCUGGAGCAACGAUGCUGUCAACCGCUGGCUACGUCGAAUCGGCUCUCGGGUUGGGGCGUGAGGCUGUCGGGGGUGCCGUCACACGGCACCGCUUCUCUCCCUACACCUUCAAUGGCGGAACUGUGUUGGCAAUUGCUGGCGAAGACUUCUCUAUUGUUGCUUCAGACACUCGGCUGAGUGAAGACUAUGCAGUUCAUACCCGGGACAGCCCAAAAUGCUACAAACUGACAGAGAAAACCGUCAUUGGUUGCAGUGGAUUUCAUGGAGACUGUCUUACUCUUACUAAAAUUAUUGAAGCAAGAUUAAAGAUGUACAAGCAUUCCAAUAACAAGACUAUGAGUUCAGGGGCCAUUGCAGCCAUGCUCUCUACAAUUCUCUACUCACGACGCUUCUUUCCUUACUACGUUUACAACAUAAUCGGUGGACUGGAUGAAGAAGGGAAAGGCGCUGUGUACAGUUUUGACCCAGUAGGUUCCUACCAGAGAGACACUUUCAAAGCUGGUGGAUCGGCCAGUGCUAUGCUGCAGCCUCUGCUGGACAACCAGGUUGGCUUCAAGAACAUGCAAAAUGUGAAGCAGGUGCCUUUGUCUCUGGAAAAGGCUUUGCAGCUGGUAAAGGAUGUCUUCAUUUCUGCAGCAGAAAGAGAUGUAUACACUGGUGAUGCACUAAAAAUCUGCAUCAUCACAAAAGAUGGAAUUAAAGAGGAAAGUGUUCCAUUACGAAGAGACUAAACCUGUGCUUGGUUCAGUUAAAGUCUUCAGUGUGUAAUCUUAAUUUUUAUGCAUGCUGUUUACUGGUAUUAUGAUGACAGUUGAUGUAUUAAAAAAGGAACAAAUUUGUCUUUCAUAAUUAUUCUAUGGCUCAUAUGGUGUGAAUAUGAUCAUACAUGUCCUUGCACUAUGGAAUUCGGGAUCAGUUGUAUAUACUGCUAAAUAGAACAACAUAAAGGGAAUACUGUACCUACAACCCUUAAGAUGAAUGACAAUAGUGAGAUACUUACAACACCCCAAGGAUCACUGCACAGGGUGCCCCUCUCCCAGUUACACAUUGAGAAAAGUUCUGCUCUGCUUCCUGUAGUCAUUUACUCUGCAACAGCCUGGCUUCCACAUACUUUAUAGUGAAGAGUGGGUUUUUUUGUUCUUAAAGCUACACUAGGAAAUCAUACUUUAGAUCGUUUCUACUUGUUAUAAGCCACCUUGAGCCAUCCAGCUCAGAGCAUGCCCUAAAAAUAAUUUAUUGUUGAACAGUUCUUAAUAGUUCAAAGCAGGCCUCCUGCAUGGUAUGAAAUGAUUCAUGGAGCAUUAAGUGUUUAUGCAUUGGCUGAGAGAUGCACCUGUCCCCCGACUUGCAAGAACCUUUUAAAAGUAUGUUUUUAUCCAUGUGCAGCCCAUUUUAUCAGAUAUGUAUGGUAGUUCUUCACUAGAAAAGUAUGUAUGAUUGCAGAGAAAAAAAGUUGUGUAAAAUACAGUAAUUGUGUCAAAUAUAAAUUGGUAGCAUUGUAAUUUCCCUUGUACCUUCACCACAGUCACAUACUCUGUCAGAGUAUGGUAUCUUAACACCUGUAAUGCAUGAGAAAUCCCACAUCUUGGGUAUGACCUUACGACAGGGUGUCGCAUUACUUGGUACCACUUCAAGAUUUAAAUUUUAGAGUCUCAGGGAAGACAAUUGGAAUCUGAAGAACAGUCUAACGACUUGCACACAAAA
Molecule: messenger RNA, 1758 nt
Organism: Gekko japonicus
Lineage: Eukaryota; Metazoa; Chordata; Lepidosauria; Squamata; Gekkonidae
Gene: PSMB1
Product: proteasome subunit beta 1
Exons: 6
Coding region: 66-785 (239 amino acids)
Cellular component (GO): proteasome core complex
Source: RefSeq, a predicted model, not a curated record